Messenger RNA from Nannospalax galili (Upper Galilee mountains blind mole rat), 6859 nucleotides. RefSeq names its product fibronectin type III and SPRY domain containing 1 like (gene Fsd1l). Gene Ontology annotation, molecular function: protein binding. NCBI's taxonomy places the organism in Eukaryota, Metazoa, Chordata, Mammalia, Rodentia, Spalacidae. The record is from RefSeq and is a predicted model, not a curated record.
UCCCCAAAGCUCCAGAGAUAGAUCCAAUAGAGUGUUUGGUGGCUGACAACUCUGUAACAGUAGCUUGGAGAAUGCCUGAAGAAGACAGUAAGAUUGACCAUUUCAUAAUGGAAUACAGGAAAACUAAUUUUGAUGGACUUCCACGUGUAAAGGAUGAACGCUGUUGGGAGAUGAUUGAUAACAUUAAGGGUACUGAAUAUACAUUAUCAGGCUUAAAAUUUGAUUCAAAGUAUAUGAAUUUCAGAGUGCGAGCUUGUAACAAGGCUGUGGCUGGAGACUACUCUGAUCCAGUGACCCUAGAGACCAAAGCACUUAACUUCAGUUUAGAUAACUCAUCAUCCCAUUUGAACCUGAAAGUUGAAGAUACCUGUGUAGAGUGGGAUCCCACUGGAGGAAAAGGGCAAGAAAGUAAAAUUAAAGGAAAAGAAAACAAAGGCAGAAGUGGUACACCUUCCCCCAAACGGACAUCUACAGGCUCCAGGCCACCAGCAGUAAGAGGCAGCAGAGACCGUUUUACUGGGGAAUCAUACACAGUGCUGGGUGACACUGCUAUUGAAGGUGGACAGCAUUAUUGGGAAGUAAAGGCCCAGAAGGACUGUAAAUCCUACAGCGUGGGAGUAGCAUACAAAACUUUGGGAAAAUUUGAUCAGUUGGGAAAGACAAACACUAGUUGGUGUAUCCAUGUCAACAACUGGUUACAAAACACAUUUGCAGCCAAGCAUAAUAAUAAAGUCAAAGCUUUGGAUGUUACUGUGCCUGAGAAAAUAGGUGUAUUUUGUGAUUUCGAUGGAGGUCAGCUUUCUUUCUAUGAUGCACACUCAAAGCAGUUGCUGUAUUCCUUCAAGACAAAGUUUACUCAGCCAGUACUACCUGGUUUCAUGGUUUGGUGUGGUGGACUUUCUUUGAGUACUGGGAUGCAGGUUCCAAGUGCUGUGAGAACACUUCAGAAGAAUGAAAAUGGAAUGACUGGUUCUGCUAGCAGCCUGAACAACAUUACUCAGUAGAGCUGACUCCCGAUAUGUUCACCCUUCCUCUCUAAUUGGGUGACCUUUCAGUGCAGUUACUAACCGACAUUUGUGAGUGGUAGAAAUCAGGUUUCUUCUGCUUUAAAGGCUGGAAUCCAUUAGUUUAAGCACCAAAUAGGAGUCAGUCACAGGAAUCUACUGUGCAAUAUUAGCAAGCAGGUAUGGUGCAAAAGAUUGAUGUUUGGAAUAGUAAAUAGGAAAGGGGCAGUGUUUAAAUAUUUACAUAGAAACUGAUUUUUCUGUUUCAUAAGCUACUUUGUCUCUUCUGGUCGGUUUAAUUACAUAGUAACCUGAGGACCUGGCCCAAAGCUUAUAUAGCUUGCCUUUCCUCCUCACUGGUCUUAUUUCUUUUCCAUCACUAGCUUUUCUUAGUUCUUACACUGAAGCUUUAAAAAUACAAGGUCCUUACCUAAGGUUUCCUAGAAAUUGAAAUCACUGAGGAUGAUAGAGAAGUUUUCUCAUAAUGGCUUACUUUCCCUCUUUUACAAGUAAGCUGCAUUUUUGUUUAAAUUAUUUAUUGACUAGAUUUAUAUCAUUUUUCCUCUCUAAAAUAUAUUUUUCAUGUAGUUAUAACUCAAAAUAUAAAGCAGAUAGGAAGAAUUUAAACAGCUCAAAAGUCAGUCGGAUUUCAUUUCUGAGUCUGGUACUGACACAGUGCCAGAGGGCGUGUCCUCCCAUGCUGCUCCUCACUUAGCCCUCUCAUUCCCUCCCUGCUGUGGCUAAAAUUUUAGAAAGUUGUGUUUUCUGAUUUUCUCAUUUUAAUUUUAGCUUUUAUAGUUAUUUUUGAGAAAAUUUCUACUCAAAUUUGGCCCAAUUAUAAUUAUUGCUGAUUUUUAUCAUUAUUAAUAAGAGUGGAAAUUUAAUAAUAUGGAUUUAUAAGAUGUAGAAAAUCAUACAUUACUUAUUUUUGUCAAAGAAAGAUAGGUUAUAAAGGACAGUGCCUAAAGUCUUCUUUACUGAAAUAUUUUACAUAUUAUUUUAAAUAAGAUGUAGAAUAAUUAAAACAACUGGUUUUGAAAAAGAUCUGCAUAUCUCUGACUUAAUUGGCAUUUGAGUUUUUUAAAACAGUCAUUUGAAGUUUAUUUUUUUUCUCAGUCCUUUCACUACACCCAUUUGCUUUCUAAAAGGUUAUGAUUCUUCCAGAAAUGAACAUAGACAUCUUUCCCAAGUCUGGGGGAAUAUGUAAAACAGUGAGUAAAACCUGUGGCUAGUAAACAGAAAAAUCUGUUCUUAAAAUUUUUAACUCACAUCUUUUGAGCCAAACUAAAAGUUAUAAUGACAGUAUUUUAAGGAUGCCUUCAGAACUUUAAAGAAAUGAGAAUUUGUAUUUUGCUUAAUUUCUGAAACUUUAAUUUCUCUUGUGGCAUUUCUUUCAUUAUGGUUUUAAGUAUCUUGUGCAUGAUAACCUUCCUUCUAGAAGUGUCCACUACUGCUAUAUAUAUGCAGCUCAUAGAAUAGGAAUUUACUGCUUAUGGCAUGAUUUUUGUUGUUGUUCUUUUGAUGAAAAAAACUGGACCUACGAUAUUAUUUUUUCUUGACAACAGAUACCCACUCUCUUAUCUGAUAACAUGUUUAAGGACUCAAAGCAGUCUGUAGAAUGAAGGGUGUCUGUAGCUUUUGGUUCUCCGAUGCAAUGUUUUACAUUUUGUUCCUCAUAGUUUGAAAGAAAAUUUUCAGUGUUCUCCUCCCUAUAAGAAGGGUAUUUCAUGACCUAAGGAAAAUGGAGUUAUUCAAACCCGAAAGCAGUAGAUUUUUGGAGUUGUUUUAUGUAGCUACUCAAUAUAUUUUGGCAAAGAUGACACAGGAAAAGCCAGAUAUUCUUGUAUAGAACUUUUUACUGUAUUUGUCUUGUAUAAUUGUAUCUUCUCAUUUAUACAGUGCCUUUUUCCUCUAAGCAUGUUCACCGUUGACUGAAAUUUAAGCCAGGCAGCACUGUAUAGUGGCAAGGGCUUUCUGUUGCAGGGGUGUGGGAAAAGGAAGUAUCUGAGGAGCUGGAGGAAUGCAUAUGAUGCUUUCUAGUCCUCGUCCUAUCAUUUGAGACCUUUUAUAUAAAACUUUCAAACAUUCAUUUGAAAAAAUGCAUUCAUUUCACUGAGAAGGUGUUCUUUCUCAGCAUAGUGUAGUAAUAAAUAUAUAAAGUCAGUAAAUCCAAAAUCCAAGUUCUCAUCACAUGUGAUACUUGGUAUUAACAUUCAUUACUUCAAAAUAAGAAUCUAAGGUUUUCCUUCCCUCUAAUUUUUAAGGGUCUCUAAAAAAAGAACAAAAUGUCUAGUAUUGUAGUUGAAAAAUCUUAAGUUUAUUAAGUUAAAAGUUUGUCACUCUCAUUUUCAGACUAAAAAUAAUUGAAUACAGUGCCUAUUUAAAUUUUCUCAAAAUAAGGUAACUAUUAGCUUGAUUGUAAUAUGUAAUGUUCUCAUUAUCAUUAGAGUUAAAAAUAUUGAGCUUUCUUGCUCAGCGCAGUACAUUGUAAAAGCUGGCAAACCUUUCAGGCAUUCUUUACUGCUUUACUGUUUGCUUUCCCCAGUCAAACGUGACUGCUUUCCAUAAAGGAAAUGCAUGAGAGGUUGACUGUAAUAGAUAAAUCACAGGUGUGAAAAAUACGUUUUAUAAAAACAUGCUUACCUAUUGCAUUUCCCUUUUACCAGUUGAAUUCCAAACCAGUUUUAUUCAACUGGAUAUAGACAUGAAGGAGCUGCCUUAAGCACUUUAGAAAAAGAAUUUUUGUACAAUUCAUUUUGACUCAGCUUAUUGUGUCACAUACAUCUUUUAACUUUUGGUAAAUAUGUAUAUACCAAACAUUUAAUGACUAAUGCACACAGAAACUUAAUAUCUAGUGAGUCUUUGAAUGUUCCAAGUAUAGAUUUAAAAAGUAUUGGGAGCAUGUCUGUUUGUCUGUUUAAUUGAUAGCAUCUGUACCAUUGGCUGUGAACUGCUGUACAUCUGAACUGGAUCUUCUCAGUUUGUUUAAAAUGUUCUGUUCUGAGUCUCUAAAAUGAGACAUCUGACUUGCAGUUAUUCAUUUAUGAAAUCAAGCCAGCAACAAUAUCAUGUAUAAUUAGAAAUCUUGUGGUUCAUCCUUGGUAUAAAGAAUAAAAGUAAAUAUUUGUGAUGAAAUAUUUUAAUUAGGCCAAGAUACUCUGUUUCAUGACUUACCUAGAAUGAUUAGUUUUUCUUUAUAUCCUUUUCCAGAAAAUUGUAGCUAUUUAUGUAUUUUCAGUUCUUUCAAAAAAACUGGAAAAUUUUUGGAAAGGAAUAUAUAUAUGAGAAGUGAUUAUUACAAAGAGAAUUAAUUUUUAAAGACAGUAUAAAAGUAUAUGAAAUGUAUUAUUCUAGACUAAAAACUAUUUUAAGUCAUCGUCUUUUAAAAGUAUAUUUGUUGGAGCAGAAUUUAUUCAUUAGAUAAUUCACAUAACAAAUAUUUGAGUUUCUGUCAUAUGGCAGUCAAUUUGAUUACUUUGCAUUCAGGUUUCCAGACUAAUAAGGUUUAAUUUUCUAAAUACAUCUCAUUCUUCUGCUUUCGAAUUGUUUGGUAGACUUCAUCUAAAACUAAUAUUUUGCUGAUGUCAUUACAUAUUAAAAAUACGUUGAUAGGCUGAUGAUACCGCUCAGCUGGUUCUGCCAAGAUGCACUGAUGAUCUGAGUUCAGUCCCUGGGGCCCAGUGGAAAGGAAAAAUCCAGCUCCCACAAGUUCUCUCCUCUGACCUCCACACAGACAUGCACACCCAUACACAAAUAAAUGUAACUUAAAGCUUUCAAAAAGUAUAUUUGUUAUAGCUCAUUAAAAAAUCCAUCAAUUAACUACAUAUGGCAAUAGUUAACUUUCUUAUGGUCACAAAUGUGGGUCUGGAAAAAAUUCUUUGAUUUUAUUUUUACACUAUACAUAUUCUUCGAGAGAAAUGUGUGGUAAGCAUAAAUUACUCAGUAUCCAAGUAACCAUAAAAGGUUAUUUGUUAGUUUUUACCAAAAAUACAGCUUUUCAAGUUCUAGCACUCAAGUAUUAUAUAGGUAAUACAUCUUUUCUUAAUCAUCACAGCAAAAUUACCUCAUGGUCAGUACAUUUUUAGUUUUACACGUAUCUUAACAGUAUUCACAUUCUUCAACUUUGUGAUUCUGAUGUCAGUAUUUUGUUGCCUGAAAUGAUUAACCUAAAUAUCUUAAGGAUUUUUGAAUUAGUUGGAAUUUAAGUGGAUUACAUUUGCUUCUGUUGUUUGCAAAGAAAGGUUGGACAUAACAUAUAAAGGUUAAUAUUGGCUUAGAAAAUAAUCCUACCUUGACUACUAAAAGUAUAUUUUUUUUCUGGGUUAACGGAGUUACUUUGAUUCAUAAUCACUUAAGCUAUGUUUGUUUAAAAUGGUAUAUAUUUUUAGUAGUACUCAGUCAAAAUAAGUUGGUGUUUAGGAAUAAAUGUAUAGAGAAUUUUGCAGUAUAUAGGGCAGAGGUAGGUGAAUGUAUUUGCUUGGCCUGAAACUUAAGUUUGAACUAGUUUUAAAAUAAAUCAAAUUGUCAGAGAUUGGUAAAAGGCAUUUUAGUAAUAUUGGAUUGUUUCAGAGAGUACAGGACUUUAGGGAAAAAAUGUUUUUAGCAUUUCCAAUAUCUAAGGUACCAAAGCACUGAGUCUAAUUCACUUUUUAAGAGGGAUGCUUUAAAAUCAGAUUUAUAACUAAUUCAUAUAUAUGGUAUAUAAUUGCUAUGGUAUAUAAUUGUUUUGGAAUAACAUCAGUUAAAAGCUACUAUUUAAAAUGGCCAUAUAUGAUAGAAGAUUUGGGGCAUUUUCCUCUUUAAAUAUUUAAUAUUAAUCAGCAUAACGCUACCAUAUCCUAACCUAUAACCUCUUUGUAAAUCACUCAUCACCAAUGGCCUCUAUUGCCUUAGUUAAAAUAAUUGUAACUUGUUUAGCCUACCUCACAGGGCUGUUGUGAGGAAUAUAUUGAAAUGGAAUCCUAUGUAAAUUUAACAUGUUAUGUUUAGUUAAUAAUGGCUUUAUGUGUUUGGGCACUUCUAAACACUGUUUACUUUGAAAAAAACAUGUUCUUAAAUUGGUAUCACCAGUGAUUUUACAUGUGGUUUUUAAAAUAAGACUGCCUAUUAAAAUACCCUUUACUGUUUGUUUUGUUUGUGCAUUAUUUAGUCUUUGUAUAUUUUCUUAUCAAUACAAAGCUUCUAGAGUUGUAAAUGUUCCCCCAGAGCAUUCAUGUAUGAAAAAAGAAGCCUAAAUAAGUAAAUUAAUUCAGCUACUUUUCCAUCCUGGAAUUUGCCCUUUCCAUUUGGGAAUGCCCAGUGACACAUGCAGGAGAAAUUUGGCCAAACUAGCUCUUUUCAACCAAAUGAUUGAACAAUUUAGUGUUGUUGGACAAAUAUUUGACAACUUUGUUGAAUUGUCUUUUCUUUUUAAAGAUGAAACGUUUUGGAACUUUGUUAGUUAACCGAUAUAUCAAUCAUUAUCUCCCAUGACUUUUUUUUUUUGCUUUAAAUUGUGCUUACUAAAUAGUUUACAAGUUCUCUUACUCCACAGGUUUUGAUGUCUAUUAUCUGGCCAUGAUUUUGCUAUGCAGUUGUGAUUUUUAAAAAACUUCUAAUUCCUCAGGUUUAACCUUCAGUUAUGUACAGAUGAUGCCCAUAUGCUGUAUUCAGUGCUGCCAGAGUGUUUUAAAUGUGCACAUUGCCUCAUUUUCUUUAGAAACAAGCCUUUUAAAUGAUUUUUUAAAUUUUAAAAAUAGGAUGUUGAAAGCAGAGUACCUUGUAUGUUGAAAUGAUUGUAUGUUCUGUGUAAAAUGUCCCACUUAUGUUUUUACAAAAGCACCUGGACUAUUAAACUUUUUUCUUUGCUUUCUUUU